Molecule: messenger RNA, 1539 nt
Organism: Ochotona princeps (American pika)
Lineage: Eukaryota; Metazoa; Chordata; Mammalia; Lagomorpha; Ochotonidae
Product: 25-hydroxyvitamin D-1 alpha hydroxylase, mitochondrial
Exons: 9
Coding region: 1-1512 (503 amino acids)
Biological process (GO): cholesterol metabolic process; glucocorticoid biosynthetic process; C21-steroid hormone biosynthetic process
Cellular component (GO): mitochondrial inner membrane
Molecular function (GO): oxidoreductase activity, acting on paired donors, with incorporation or reduction of molecular oxygen; heme binding; iron ion binding
Source: RefSeq, a predicted model, not a curated record
AUGACCUGGACCCUCAAGCUCACCUCCAGGCUGCUACAUGGAGUCUGCUGGGCUCCUGAGCUGAACGCCCCCCUCAACUCCCGAGGCCGGGGCUCAGCACCAAAGACCUUGACGGAGCUCCCAGGCCCCUCCAUGUUCAGCUUUCUGGCCGAACUUUUCUGCAAGGGGGGGCUGUCACGGCUGCACGAGCUGCAGGUGCAGGGCGCCGCGCGCUUUGGGUCAGUGUGGUUGGGCAGCUUCGGGACGGUGCGCACUGUGUAUGUGGCCCACCCUGCGCUCGUGGAACAGCUGCUGCGGCAGGAGGGACCUCGGCCCGAGCGCUGCAGUUUCUCACCGUGGGCCGAGCACCGGCGCCUCCACCAGCGGGCUUGCGGACUGCUGACAGCAGAAGGCGAAGAGUGGCAGAGGCUCCGCAGCCUGCUGGCCCCGCUCCUCCUCCGGCCCCAGGCGGCCGCGGGCUACAACCGGACCCUGGACAACGUUGUCCGUGACCUGGUGCGGUUACUGCGGCGCCAGCGCGGAGGCGGCACCGGACCGCCCGCCCUGGUUCGGGACGUGGCGGGAGAGUUUUACAAGUUUGGGCUUGAAAGUAUAGCCGCGGUGCUGCUGGGUUCGCGCCUGGGCUGCCUGGAGGCCCAAGUGCCGCCGGACACCGAAGUCUUCAUCCGUGCUGUGGGAUCCGUGUUUGUGUCCACGCUUCUGACCAUGGCGAUGCCCAAAUGGCUGCACCACCUGGUGCCCGGGCCCUGGGGCCGCCUCUGCCGAGACUGGGAUCAGAUGUUUGCCUUCGCCCAGCAACACGUGGAGCGGCGAGAGGCUGAAGCUGCCACGGGAAACCAGGAAAAGCCUGAGGAUGCGCACCUGACCUACUUCCUGCUCCGGGAAAAGAUGCCUGCCCAGUCCAUCCUGGGGAACGUGACAGAGCUGCUCCUGGCCGGUGUGGAUACGGUGUCCAACACACUCUCCUGGGCCCUGUAUGAGCUCUCUCGGCAUCCUGAAGUCCAGAUGGCACUGCACUCUGAGAUCACAGCUGCCCUGGGCCCUGGAGCCUAUCCCCACCUGCCAGCCAAUGCUCUGUCCCAACUGCCCCUGCUGAAGGCUGUGGUCAAGGAAGUUCUGAGACUGUACCCAGUGGUACCUGGAAAUGCCCGUGUUCCAGACAAAGAUGUCCGUGUGGGUGACUACAUCAUUCCCAAAAAUACAUUGGUCACUCUGUGUCACUAUGCCACUUCACGGGACCCUGCCCAGUUCCCGGAGCCAAAUGCUUUCCGUCCAGCUCGCUGGCUGGGGGAGGGGCCAGCCCCCCACCCAUUUGCUUCUCUUCCCUUUGGCUUUGGCAAGCGCAGCUGCAUGGGAAGACGCCUAGCUGAGUUUCAGCUGCAAAUGGCUUUGGCCCAGAUCUUGACACAUUUUGAGAUACGGCCUGAGCCAGGAGCUGCUCCAAUCAGACCCAUGACCCGGACUGUGCUGGUACCUGAGAGGAGCAUCAACCUACAGUUUGUGGACAGAUAGAGCUGUGGAAGGAAGCUGUCCUCAGCA